AUGGAACAAUCUUCCGCCGUGUACAAUGUCUACCGCGAGCUUGCAGGAGUGUCCAGUGACAAGACAAGCAUCCAUUCUCUCAAACAUCCACGAGGAUUGAACCAUCUAUUCCGACUUGCAGAAGACGUCUUCGUCAUAUCAAAAGAUCCGAAGCGACUGGUCUGGGCCAUCAAGGACCAGAAGCGCUUUCGUGCAGGACUCGACCAACUCAGGAUUCUUACAGACCACUUACAUGCGACAGUGUCCGACGAUAGAAUGGAUCAGGUCCUUUGGUCAACCCACGAAACAUCGCUCUCUAUGCUCCAACUCAGCAGGAGCCUCGAGGACAUGAAGGCUUUGCUUGCUGCUCAGCUUGAAACUAGCCGCCACGAUGCUAUGUGUGUGAAAGCUGGUAACAGAAAUAACGCACUUGAAUCACAACUGAACACAACCGUACAGAAAGUGACUUCAUUUGCUAUCCGCAUGAGUACUCUUGUGACCAAAGAGUCAUUGCUUCUGGGAGCACAAGACACUUCCACCUUGCAACUUCUGAUGGAUGUAGACGAUGGGUAUCGAACCUUGGCAACCAUUGAUCAGAAACCAGUAUGGAUUGAGUGGAGGGACUAUAANGAGAGUCGCAGUGAUAGGCAAAGGGGCAACCCCGAGUCUCAUCCUGACCCUCAGAGUGUCCAGAAUGUGGAGAGAUUGACCUGGUUGCUAAGUCAGCCAGAUCGACCAGAUGAGUUCCGUCUUCCUGGAUGCCGGGGGUACAUCAAAGACCGCGAUGAAGCUCGGUUCGGAGUUGUCCUAGACUCCUCAUUCGAUGGAUCACAAUCGCUGUUAUCUUAUCUUCGGGAACCCAACCUUGGUAUCGACAAAGACGCCAUCGCUCGACAGAUUGCCGAAAGCGUGUUAUAUCUGCAUGCUGUGAACUGGCUACACAAAGGCCUCCGAAGCGCUGGUAUCGUGUUUGACAGGACUGCAUCUGCAUGUAGGGAGAGUCCGGGACAGUUAUACAUGUCAGGCUUUGGAUUCUCCAGGCCCUCUGAUAACUCAUUCACAUCAAAUGGACCUCCACAUGACAGCAAGUGGUCGUUAUACUGUCAUCCAGGGUAUCUCGACUCGGGCAGAAAAAGCGGAUAUCGUAAGAUCUAUGAUAUCUACAGCCUUGGCAUCAUCCUGAUCGAGAUCGCGCAUUGGAAGUCCAUCGAUCAAAUUCUACAGCCGCUGCGCUCUGGUCGAGAUUCUGCAUUAGGUGACGAAAGACAAGACACCCGAGCUCGUAUCCUGGAUAGCGACACCAUUCUUGGACAAGUGCGGUUCAACAUGGGAGAGAGGUACGCUCAUGCUACUAGAGCUUGCAUAGAAGGGUUGACGGCGUUUGGCUUGAGCAGCGAUGUUGACGAGUCCAAUCCAUACGUGGCUGCACUACUUCAGCGGUCUUUCAUCGAGGUCGUUGUGGAGCCUUUGAAGAAGAUUGCAAUGUAG
This is a messenger RNA of Aureobasidium uvarum, 1467 nucleotides long. The record is from the annotation of a GenBank genome assembly. Lineage: Eukaryota; Fungi; Ascomycota; Dothideomycetes; Dothideales; Saccotheciaceae.